AAAAAAAUUCUCUUGCACUUUCUAUACUUCCAAACAAAAUCCAGAGCCCUAGACACAUUUUUUCUAGCCAACUUUCGCGAGAAAAUCUUCAUAGAAAUACGUUAAAGAGUCCGCUUCAGUAGUUAUAUAGGUGAUAAGAGUUUUGGUCCUCAUUGUGCCUUUUCUUGUAGAUACAGUACAGACCAACUCUGACUAUUAUAUAUAGCUAUAGAGACUCUGUAAAUUCCAGUGCAAAGGUCUUGAUCUUAAGCGUUUUUUAUUUUUUGGAUAUACACACUGAGAAUACGUAGUAUAUUUUAGUUAGAGAACUGAGGUUUUUUGAGAAUCGGAGAUUUAAGAUUUUUUUUAAAGGAAAAUCAUUUUGAUUCAGAAAUUGGAAAUUUUCCUGAGAAAAUGAGCUCAGGAAGUGAAAAUCGAAGUUCCAUGGCACAGUGUCAGUUGGAUGGGACUGUCAAAGAGCUUCAAAAACAGUCAAAAGUGUCAUAUACAAGAGAUUUUCUGAUUUCUUUAGCUGAUUUGGAUGCAUGCAAGAAGUUACCGUGUGGGUUCGACCCAUCGAUUUUAUGUGAAUUUGAUGAUGCAUCCAUUUGGUCAUCUCAGUCUAGGCAUAACACAGAUUGGGAAAUGUAUUAUGACAACCUAUCUCAAUCUUCAUGGAAAUAUCCUGUACAUGAAGGAAUUCUGGGACAUUGUGCUUCUCCAAGACUAUCUGAAUGUCUAGUUGGGGUUUCUACACUAGGAUUUAGAGACAGAGGUUAUCAUCUGCUCCAUAAGAGUAAUCAACCGUAUAAGCCUCCACGCCCAUAUCAGGCAGUACGUCAUUCAGGAAGACAGAGUAUUGACUCAUAUAAUGACAAAACAUUUAGUUCUUCUGAGUGUUCAGGUCAGGAGAUGGCAGAGGAGGAAAGAAGGAGAAGAGCAUCUUUUGAGUUGAUGAGGAAUGAACAGCAAAGAGGAAUUCAAGAAAAGCAAAAUAAAAUCUCAAACAAGCAUGAAGAAAAUUUAGGUAUGGUAGCACUGCUGCAGAAUUCCAUACGUGAAAUGAGGCUGGUGGACAAAUGCAAUGAAUCGGAGCAAUAUGUGGCAUCUGCAUCUUCAAACAACGAUUCUGUCAAUAGUUCUUCCAUAGAAUCUUGUGCAUUCAUACCAACCUCACCUCCAGGUUUUACAAGCAGAUUCAUUGAGGAGAGGCUUGGAAGAAAAUCUUUAAUUGAUUCUUCUGUAGCAGAGGUUGGUGACAAGGUUGAGGAGGGCAUUACAUGUGGCAAAAGUAACCCUGUAGCCAACAUGGCUUGUGAUAGUCCAGAGGAAGGACAAUCAGAGAAGCAUAGUGGUCCCAGCAAUCAGUUGCAUGAGACUAAACACACCAGUUGUUGUUUCAAUCAAAGCAAAGGGAAUGAGUUCAUAGAACUCAAUGCUGAAGAUGAUGCCAGAGACAAUUCUUUGGGUAUUCCUUGUCAGGAUCAGUCAACGCCAAUCCUUGAAAAUCUUUCCAGCAGUGCUUCCACAAAAAACAACAAUGAAUUCUCCAAUUUUUUCGAGCACUUUAAUGUCGGAUCUGAUCAAAUCAAAAGCCUUGUAAUAUGUUCUUCUGAAUUUGCUCAUCGAAUGGUUGAAGAAGGUGCACUGGUCUCUGAUGAUAUUCUGGCUGAAACUGGAUCAAAAGUCCAACCUAAACAGGGGUUGAAACCUAAUUCUAUCAUUGACUUCAAUGAAAAAUCUGAUUCAACCAUUGAAAUUUCUUUGCCUGAUGAAGAGAGUUUGAUGACCUUUGACUACUCCUGGUUAUUGCCUGAUGAGGACAGUCUGAUUACAGUUGAUGACUUCAGGUUUUUGUCUGAUAAUUUAGACAAAGCUGAUUUGUUUGGCUCAAGUUCCCCAGUUCAUAAUGCUGGGAAGCUAUCUGAUAUAAAUGUCACCCUCGGUGAGGGAAAUUCUUCUCAACUGCAUUUGGAUGGUCCUAAUGUCCACUGCAAAUCUAAUGGUUUAACGGGCUUGGAGACCUCUAAGCACACUUUGCAUGCACAACAGUCCUACUCACAGUUUCUUCACAAUCCGCCUUAUAGGGGAAGGCCAUCUUUCCAUUCUCCAGUUGCUCAAACUCAUCUAAAUUCUAGGAGGAAUUCCAAGAAGUCGUCCUAUCCUUGCAAUCAUCCACCCCACCAUUUUGGCUCUACAACUAUGCUUCCAUUUCUUUUCCAGCACCCUUAUGGUGAGCCAAGACCUGUUAAUCAUUUGCUGUUGCAGCAGUCCAUCCCAGGCAAACUUCCUCCUCACCUAUUAAAUGGACUUCCAACAGGAGUAACACCUCAUUUUCCCAUCAAUCAAAUAGCUUUUUAUGGUCAGGACCUGAACCCAAUGCCAGAUCUUUGUCCAACCUAUCAGCAACAAAACGUUGGAGGCCUUGGAAUGCCAAAUCAUUACCACAUAGAUCCUCGUCUUGGUAGAGAUAAUAAUCACAGGAGGUUUGAUGCUCUUCUUGAGGAGGAACUGAGGGCAAGACAGAUGCAAUUGUUUACUGGAAGUGGCCCUGGUCCAGGGACCUUUGGCACACAGGUUAACUUGGGAUCUUGGUAUAGACAAUAGACCAUACUCACUGUGCUUUUCGCAUUGUCUCCAUGGUUCUCAACUACUUUGUGGAUAUACAAUCAAUAGGGUUUAUUAGUGAUGUAGGUAGUAGUAAUAGACGUCUAGUGCCAAAAGUCUAACUUUUGUAAUUAGCAUGUCGUAAAAAGCUGGGGGCUAUACAAGGAAGAAAGGAAUAUAGUUCAAUAGUUUGAGGAACGACUGAUAUUUUCAUCUUUUAAUUUUAGCAUUUUGGUUAUAUAUGAUAUUUCAUUUGUUGACUUCUGGUACAUAAGGA
Messenger RNA from Quercus lobata, 2863 nucleotides. RefSeq lists its product as uncharacterized. Gene Ontology annotation, molecular function: actin binding. The coding region runs from base 394 to 2586 and encodes 730 amino acids. NCBI's taxonomy places the organism in Eukaryota, Viridiplantae, Streptophyta, Magnoliopsida, Fagales, Fagaceae. The transcript is spliced from 9 exons. The record is from RefSeq and is a predicted model, not a curated record.